CGGUGCCGGGGGCUGGCGGUUGGCUGCGCCGGCCGAGGGUUGGGGAGGGUCCCGGCGCCGGCGGUGGGGGCGGGUCCGGCCUCUGCCCGGGCCCCGGGAGGCGGUGCCGGCGGCCGGGAGUGCGCGGCGGUGCGAGCGGCGAGCGGACCAUGUACACCAUCACCCGCGGGCCCAGCCGGCUGGCCACGCAGCGGAGGACGGGUCCAUCCCAGCAGAUCGAAGCCAAGCCCGGCUGCGACCUGAAGCAGAAGCCGGCGGGGAGUAGCCCGGCGCCCAAGCUGGUGUUUAACCGAGUGAAUGGGAAACGUUACCCGACGCCGGGAAUCAUGGAGGCCAGGGAGGAGGAACACACACCAGCUCACGAGGAGAAUGUCCGGUUUGUUUAUGAAGCUUGGCAGCAGGUGGAAGAGGAGCUUGGGGCCAGCCGGCGACCAGAGAACAACCAGAGUCCCUGCGGGACAGUGGAGUAUGUGGAGAAAACACCAUGCCAAAACUUGAACAACUUUGUGCCGAUCGACCUGGAGGAGUGGUGGGCGAAGCAGUUCCUGGCCAACAUUCAGAACUCGUCCUAGAGCCAGCUGGGAUUGGUCAUGUCUGACUGGAAAACAUCGGCAGCCAGUAACACUUGGAUUUCUUCAGAUCUCUCCCUCCUCUCGCAGUGAUUUACAGAGUGAAGACGUUUCUGUAAAACCCAAAUAAACUGAGAUGCUCGGCAGUGA
Messenger RNA from Pristis pectinata (smalltooth sawfish), 719 nucleotides. It is a transcript of the gene mcrip2, whose product is annotated as MAPK regulated corepressor interacting protein 2. NCBI's taxonomy places the organism in Eukaryota, Metazoa, Chordata, Chondrichthyes, Rhinopristiformes, Pristidae. The record is from RefSeq and is a predicted model, not a curated record. The coding region runs from base 150 to 572 and encodes 140 amino acids. The transcript has 5 exons.